AUGAACACAAUGAAUAAAUAUAAUGCCCCAAAUAUUGAAUUUAAAAAAGAUGAUGCGAUAUUUUGUAUAGAAGACAUAGCAAAUAAAAGUUCGCCAGAAUAUGAAAAGGAGAUAAAAAAUCUACCACUUGUUUCGAAUGAACAUUGUGUAAAUAUAAGGAAGAAAAAAAUAGAACCAGCAGGAUUUGCAUUCUAUACUAAAUAUGAAAUACCAAUAUUAAAAGAGAAAGAAAAAAAUUUGACAAAAAAUAACAAUAAAUAUAUUCCUAUUGAUGAACUUUUUUUAUAUAAAGACAAAAUAGAUUACUUAGAGGAGAUUAAAAAUAAUGAAGAUGGUGAAAAUAAGAAUAAUAGUAAAAAUUUAAAAAAUGAGGAAUAUCAAAAAAAUGAUAAUAAUUACGAAGAAAAUGAUAAUAGUAAGAAGAAAGAGGAGAAGCCUAGCUUAAAAAAAAAUUCAAAUAUAGUAAAAAAAUGUAUAAAUAAUAAUAUAAACGUUUAUGAAAUACUGGGUGUAGAAGAAUCUGAUGAUUUCGAAACUAUUAAAUUGGCAUACAAAAAAUUAAUUUUAAUUUUUCAUCCUGAUAAAAAUAAAGGAACAAGUAUAUUAAACCAAAAAGAAAAAGCGAAAAAAAAAAAAAAAAAUAACAACAAUGAUAAUAAAAAUGAUGAAGAAAAAAAAGAUAUUGCAUAUUAUAUAGAAAAAUAUAAUAUUGAAAAAUUAACCCAAGAAGAAAAAAAAAGUAUGUUCUUAAAAAUUCAAGAUUCAUAUACUGUCUUAUCUGAUAAAGUUUUGAGAAAACAAUAUGACAGUUCUAUUCCUUUUGAUGAAACAAUACCAACUAAAACUGCUUUAGAUGAAGCUCCAAACUUCUAUGAAUUCUUAAAUCCAAUUUUUAAAAGAAAUGCUAAAUGGUCAAGUAAAAAACCAGUCCCCAAUAUAGGAGAUGAAAAUACAAGUAUAGACAAAGUAAAAUAUUUUUAUGAUUUUUGGUAUGAAUUUACUAGCUGGAGAGACUUUUCAUAUCAAAAUGAAUAUGACUAUGAAGAUGCUGAAUGUAGAGAAGAAAGACGAUGGAUGGAAAGAGAAAAUAAAAAAAUUCAAAAAAAAGCUUCAAAAGCUGAAAAAUUAAGAAUAAAUAAAUUAGUAGAUUUAGCAUAUAAUAAUGAUCCAAGAAUAAUUGCAGAAAAUAAAAGGAUAGAAUUAGAAAAACAAAGAAAAAAAGAGCUGGCCAUGUUAGAAAGACAAAAAAAUAAAAUGAACACAACAGCAAAUGUGUUACAAUCUACAAGUAAAAAUAGUAAUAAUGAUAGUAUUGAUCAAACAAAUUCUUCUAAUGAUAAAAAAAGUAAAGAUAAUAAAGCUGCCUAUAAAAUAUGGAAACACCAUAUUAAAUCUAUUUGUGUAACAAAAUUAUAUAAUAUUUUUAAUUUUGAUUUAAUACAAGAUAAUAUAAAUAAUAUGCCAUUUGAUACAAUGUGUCAAUUUAUAUAUGAAAUAUAUUUAUUUUUAAAUUUUAACAUAAAUAAAUCAGAAAAUUCGUCUGUCGAAAAAAUUAACAUAAACCAAACAAAAGAAAAUAAGCAAAAUGAAAAGGAAACUACAUUUAUAAACACAAAUAAAAAUACUCGAAGCAACAAUAAUGAUAAUAAUAAACGUGGAGGAAAAAAUGCUUCAUCAAAUAAUACAGGAAAUGAAGGCAACAAAAAUACUGGAUUUAUAGGUCAUUUAAAAGGUGUUGAAUUGAGUGAAAAAGAUAUAGAAUCAUUACUUGAUAUUUUUAGAAAAUAUAUAAAUAAUUUUAACACAAUUUUAGAAAUGAAAGAAAAUAUGAAUACCCAAGAUAUAAAAAAUGAAAAAAAUGACCCAGAACAAAAUGAUGUGCAUACUGAUGAAAAAAAUAAUAUUACAACGAAUUGUUCCCAAAAUAAUAAAGUUAUUAAUGAAGAAAUAAAGGAAAAAAGUAAUAGUAAAGAAAUAGAUGUAGAAGAGAAAAAAAACAAAAAAGAAGAGGAUGAAAGUACAGAAAAUAAUACAAGCACAAAAUGGACACCCCAAGAAAUUUCCUUAUUGUCAAAGGCUUUAAAGCUAUACCCAGGCGGAACUAAAGAUAGAUGGACUGUUAUUGCAAAUAGUAUUAAAACAAAAAAUGUUAAAGAAGUUAUUAAAAAAGCCAAAGAAAUGUUCGAAAAUGAAACAUUAAAAAAUUUGAGUAAAAAUUUUGAAGAAUCAGCAUUUGAUAAUUUUAAAAAUCAAAAUAAAGGAGUAAUGAAAAAAAUUGAUGAUAAAUUAGAUAAAAGAGAAUAUAAAGAUAUAAAUGAUCAGAAUAAUUUAAGUAGUGCUCAUAGCAGUGAUAAUAAUUCUGAACAAAAAAAACCUUGGACCCAUGAAGAACAAAUGCUUUUAGAAAAAGCUUUAAUGAAACACCCAGCAACUAUACCCACAAAGGAAAGGCUAAAAUUGGUAUCAAACGAAUUGAAAACUCGAUCAGUCGAAGAAAUUGUGCUCCGACUUAAAACAAUCAAAGCAAAAAUCAUGGCAAAAAAUGCUGCUAAAUAG
Molecule: messenger RNA, 2556 nt
Organism: Plasmodium yoelii
Lineage: Eukaryota; Apicomplexa; Aconoidasida; Haemosporida; Plasmodiidae
Exons: 1
Coding region: 1-2556 (851 amino acids)
Biological process (GO): regulation of translational fidelity; 'de novo' cotranslational protein folding
Cellular component (GO): cytosol
Molecular function (GO): ribosome binding; Hsp70 protein binding
Source: RefSeq, a predicted model, not a curated record